AUGAACCCCCCGGAGGGGGCGGCGGAGGAAGGAGGAGCGGCGGACUCGGACGUGGACGCCUUUUUCCGGACAGGUUCUUUUCGGAAUGAUGGUUUGAAAGCUUCUGAUGUCCUUCCCAUCCUAAAGGAAAAAGUGGCCUUUGUUUCCGGGGGCCGUGACAAACGAGGCGGGCCCAUCCUGACCUUCCCUGCUCGCAGCAAUCAUGACAGAAUAAGACAGGAAGACCUUCGGAAACUCGUGACCUAUUUGGCCAGCGUGCCAAGCGAGGACGUGUGCAAACGUGGCUUCACCGUCAUCAUCGACAUGCGGGGCUCCAAGUGGGACCUCAUCAAGCCCCUCCUCAAGACGCUGCAGGAAGCCUUCCCAGCCGAGAUCCAUGUGGCCCUCAUCAUUAAACCCGACAACUUCUGGCAGAAACAGAAGACCAACUUUGGCAGCUCCAAAUUCAUCUUUGAGACGAGCAUGGUGUCCGUGGAGGGCCUCGCGAAGCUGGUGGACCCCUCCCAGCUGACCGAGGAGUUCGACGGCUCCCUGGACUACAACCAUGAGGAGUGGAUCGAGCUGCGGCUGUCCCUGGAGGAGUUCUUCAACAGCGCCGUGCACCUGCUCUCGCGCCUGGAGGACCUGCAGGAGAUGCUGGCUCGGAAGGAGUUCCCGGUGGACGUGGAGGGCUCUCGGCGGCUCAUCGACGAGCACACUCAGCUCAAGAAGAAGGUGCUGAAGGCCCCCGUGGAGGAGCUGGACCGGGAGGGGCAGCGGCUGCUGCAGUGCAUCCGCUGCAGCGACGGCUUCUCAGGGCGCAACUGCAUCCCCGGCAGCGCCGACUUCCAGAGCCUCGUGCCCAAGAUCACCAGCCUCCUGGACAAGCUGCACUCCACCCGGCAGCACCUGCACCAGAUGUGGCACGUACGCAAGCUCAAGCUGGACCAGUGCUUCCAGCUGAGGCUCUUCGAGCAGGAUGCGGAGAAGAUGUUCGACUGGAUAAGCCACAACAAGGAGUUAUUCCUCCAGAGCCAUACGGAGAUCGGAGUCAGCUACCAGCACGCUCUAGACCUCCAGACACAGCACAAUCACUUCGCCAUGAACUCCAUGAAUGCCUAUGUCAACAUCAACCGCAUCAUGUCCGUGGCUUCCCGCCUCUCUGAGGCCGGCCACUAUGCCUCGCAGCAGAUCAAGCAGAUCUCCACGCAGCUGGACCAGGAGUGGAAGAGCUUCGCGGCUGCCCUGGACGAGCGCAGCACCAUCCUGGCCAUGUCCGCAGUGUUCCACCAGAAGGCCGAGCAGUUCCUGUCAGGAGUGGAUGCCUGGUGCAAGAUGUGCAGUGAAGGUGGCCUGCCAUCAGAGAUGCAGGACCUGGAGCUGGCGAUUCACCACCACCAAUCUCUGUAUGAGCAGGUGACGCAGGCCUACACAGAGGUCAGCCAGGAUGGCAAGGCCCUGCUGGAUGUGCUGCAGCGUCCCCUGAGCCCUGGGAACUCCGAGUCCCUCACGGCCACAGCCAACUACUCCAAGGCAGUGCACCAGGUGCUGGACGUGGUGCACGAGGUGCUGCACCACCAGCGGCGCCUCGAGAGCAUCUGGCAGCACCGCAAGGUGCGGCUGCACCAGCGGCUGCAGCUCUGCGUCUUCCAGCAGGACGUCCAGCAGGUGUUGGACUGGAUUGAAAACCAUGGCGAGGCCUUCCUCAGCAAACACACAGGAGUUGGGAAGUCCCUGCAUCGAGCCCGAGCCCUGCAGAAGCGGCAUGAUGACUUUGAAGAGGUGGCUCAGAAUACCUACACCAAUGCGGACAAGCUCCUAGAGGCGGCAGAGCAGCUGGCACAGACCGGGGAAUGUGACCCCGAGGAGAUCUAUAAGGCGGCGCGGCACCUGGAGGUGCGCAUCCAGGACUUCGUGCGCAGGGUGGAGCAGCGGAAGCUCCUGCUGGACAUGUCCGUCUCCUUCCACACGCACACCAAGGAGUUGUGGACAUGGAUGGAAGACCUUCAGAAGGAGAUGCUGGAGGAUGUCUGUGCAGACUCGGUGGAUGCGGUCCAGGAACUGAUCAAGCAGUUCCAGCAGCAGCAGACCGCCACUCUGGACGCCACGCUCAACGUCAUCAAGGAAGGCGAAGACCUUAUCCAGCAGCUCAGGGACUCGGCCGUGUCCAACAACAAGACCCCCCACAGCAGCUCCAUCAGCCACAUCGAGUCGGUCUUGCAGCAGCUGGACGACGCGCAGGUGCAGAUGGAAGAGCUCUUCCAUGAGCGGAAAAUCAAGCUGGACAUCUUCCUGCAGCUGCGUAUCUUUGAGCAGUACACCAUCGAGGUGACGGCAGAGCUCGAUGCCUGGAACGAGGACUUGCUCCGGCAGAUGAACGACUUCAACACGGAGGACCUGACGCUGGCAGAGCAGCGGCUGCAGCGCCACACAGAGCGGAAGCUGGCCAUGAACAACAUGACCUUCGAGGUCAUCCAGCAGGGCCAGGACCUGCACCAGUACAUCAUGGAGGUCCAGGCCUCAGGAAUUGAGUUGAUCUGUGAGAAAGACAUUGAUCUGGCAGCUCAGGUGCAAGAGCUACUGGAGUUCCUCCACGAGAAGCAGCAUGAGCUGGAGCUCAACGCUGAGCAGACGCAUAAGCGGCUCGAGCAGUGCCUCCAACUGCGGCACCUCCAGGCCGAGGUCAAGCAGGUCCUGGGAUGGAUCCGCAAUGGAGAGUCGAUGCUGAACGCCAGCCUGGUCAACGCCAGCUCCUUGUCUGAAGCGGAGCAGCUGCAGCGGGAGCACGAGCAGUUCCAACUGGCCAUCGAGAAGACGCACCAGAGCGCCCUGCAGGUGCAGCAGAAGGCAGAGGUGCUGCUGCAGGCCGGCCACUACGACGCGGACGCCAUCCGGGAAUGUGCGGAGAAGGUGGCCCUCCACUGGCAGCAGCUCAUGCUGAAGAUGGAAGACCGGCUGAAACUGGUCAACGCCUCUGUGGCCUUUUACAAAACCUCUGAGCAGGUCUGUAGUGUCCUGGAGAGCUUAGAGCAGGAAUACCGGAGAGACGAGGAUUGGUGUGGUGGGCGAGAUAAACUGGGGCCAGCAGCGGAGAUCGACCACGUCAUUCCUCUCAUCAGUAAACAUCUGGAACAAAAGGAGGCCUUUCUUAAGGCCUGCACCCUGGCACGGCGGAAUGCGGAGGUGUUUCUCAAGUACAUCCACAGGAACAACGUCAGCAUGCCCAGCGCCGCCAGCCACACUCGGGGACCCGAGCAGCAAGUGAAAGCCAUCCUGAGUGAGCUCCUGCAGAGGGAGAACCGUGUCCUGCACUUCUGGACCUUGAAGAAGCGGCGGUUAGACCAGUGCCAGCAGUACGUGGUGUUUGAGCGCAGUGCCAAGCAGGCACUGGACUGGAUCCAAGAAACAGGUGAAUUUUACCUCUCAACACAUACCUCCACCGGAGAGACCCCAGAGGAGACUCAGGAACUGCUGAAGGAAUAUGGAGAAUUCAGGGGGCCUGCCAAGCAAACCAAGGAGAAGGUGAAGCUUCUGAUUCAGCUGGCCGAUAGCUUCGUGGAAAAGGGCCACAUCCAUGCCACAGAGAUCAGGAAGUGGGUGACCACAGUGGACAAGCACUACCGAGACUUCUCCCUGCGGAUGGGGAAGUACCAGUACUCCCUGGAGAAAGCCCUGGGCGUCAACACAGAGGAUAACAAGGACCUGGAGCUGGACAUCAUCCCAGCAAGCCUUUCGGAUCGUGAGGUCAAGCUGCGGGACGCCAACCAUGAAGUCAAUGAAGAGAAGCGGAAGUCUGCCCGGAAGAAAGAAUUCAUCAUGGCCGAGCUGCUCCAGACAGAGAAGGCUUAUGUAAGGGACUUACACGAGUGCUUAGAGACCUACCUGUGGGAAAUGACCAGCGGCGUGGAGGAGAUCCCCCCUGGGAUCCUCAAUAAAGAGCAUAUCAUCUUUGGCAACAUCCAGGAGAUCUACGAUUUUCACAACAACAUCUUCCUCAAAGAGCUGGAGAAGUACGAGCAGCUGCCUGAGGAUGUGGGACACUGCUUUGUUACCUGGGCAGACAAAUUUCAGAUGUACGUCACCUACUGUAAAAACAAACCUGAUUCCAACCAGCUGAUCCUGGAGCAUGCAGGCACCUUCUUUGACGAGAUACAGCAGCGGCACGGUCUGGCCAACUCCAUCUCUUCCUACCUGAUCAAGCCCGUCCAGAGGAUCACCAAGUACCAACUGCUCCUGAAGGAACUUUUAACUUGCUGUGAAGAAGGGAAGGGGGAGCUCAAGGAUGGCCUGGAGGUGAUGCUCAGCGUCCCAAAGAAAGCCAAUGACGCCAUGCAUGUCAGCAUGCUGGAAGGGUUCGACGAGAACCUGGACGUGCAGGGGGAGCUGAUCCUCCAGGACGCCUUCCAAGUGUGGGACCCCAAGUCUCUGAUCCGGAAGGGGCGGGAGCGGCACUUGUUCCUCUUUGAGAUCUCCUUGGUUUUCAGCAAGGAAAUCAAAGACUCUUCAGGACACACGAAAUAUGUUUACAAGAACAAGCUACUGACCUCAGAGCUGGGUGUGACGGAGCACGUAGAGGGGGACCCCUGCAAAUUCGCCUUGUGGUCUGGGCGCACCCCGUCCUCUGACAAUAAAACCGUGCUGAAAGCCUCCAACAUAGAAACCAAGCAGGAGUGGAUCAAGAACAUACGGGAAGUGAUUCAAGAAAGGAUCAUUCACCUGAAAGGAGCUUUAAAGGAGCCCAUCCAGCUCCCCAAAACACCAGCCAAACUGAGAAACAAUAGUAAGAGAGAUGGAGUAGAGGAUGGUGACAGCCAGGGGGAUGGGAGCAGCCAGCCAGAUACCAUCUCCAUUGCCUCCAGGACCUCUCAGAACACAGUGGACAGUGACAAGCUCUCCGGCGGAUGUGAGCUGACCGUGGUCCUCCAGGACUUCAACGCCGGCCACAGCAGCGAGCUGACCAUCCAGGUGGGGCAGACGGUGGAGCUGCUGGAGCGGCCGAGCGAGCGGCCGGGCUGGUGCCUGGUGCGCACCACGGAACGCAGCCCCCCGCAGGAGGGCCUGGUCCCCAGCAGCGCCCUGUGCAUCUCGCACUCCCGGAGCAGCGUGGAGAUGGACUGCUUCUUCCCCCUGGUGAAAGAUGCAUACUCUCAUUCCUCAAGUGAAAAUGGAGGCAAGUCCGAGUCAGUGGCCAACCUGCAAAGCCAGCCCUCCCUGAACUCCAUCCACAGCUCCCCCGGUCCCAAGCGCUCCACCAAUACCCUUAAGAAGUGGCUGACUAGUCCUGUGCGCAGGCUCAACAGCGGGAAAGCAGACGGAAACAUCAAGAAGCAGAAGAAAGUGCGCGAUGGCCGCAAGAGCUUCGACCUGGGCUCUCCCAAGCCUGGGGAUGAGACGACGCCUCAGGGAGACAGUGCCGAUGAGAAGAGCAAGAAAGGUUGGGGUGAAGAUGAGCCAGAUGAAGAAUCCCACACCCCGCUCCCUCCGCCCAUGAAGAUCUUUGACAACGACCCUGCGCAGGAUGAGAUGAGCCUAGAAGGAGGCUCCUACCGGGGCAGCUUGAAGGACCCAGCGGGCUGCCUGAAUGAGGGGAUGACCCCGCCCACACCUACUAGAAACCUGGAAGAAGAACAGAAAGCCAAGGCCUUGAGAGGCAGGAUGUUUGUCCUGAAUGAGCUGGUACAGACCGAGAAGGACUAUGUCAAGGACCUGGGAGUUGUGGUGGAGGGCUUCAUGAAGAGGAUAGAAGAAAAGGGUGUCCCGGAGGACAUGCGCGGGAAGGACAAAAUCGUGUUUGGAAACAUUCACCAGAUUUAUGAUUGGCAUAAGGACUUUUUCCUGGCUGAACUAGAAAAAUGUAUCCAGGAGCAAGACAGAUUGGCCCAGCUCUUCAUUAAACACGAGCGGAAGCUGCACAUCUACGUGUGGUACUGCCAGAACAAGCCACGCUCCGAGUACAUUGUGGCCGAGUACGACGCCUACUUUGAAGAGGUGAAACAAGAGAUAAAUCAAAGGCUGACGCUUAGUGACUUCCUUAUCAAGCCCAUUCAGAGAAUAACAAAGUACCAGCUGCUUCUCAAGGACUUCCUGAGAUACAGCCAGAAGGCGGGUUUGGAGUGUUCGGAGAUCGAGAAAGCAGUGGAGUUAAUGUGCCUUGUUCCAAAACGCUGCAAUGACAUGAUGAAUCUGGGGCGCCUGCAGGGCUUUGAGGGCACACUGACCGCUCAGGGGAAGCUGCUGCAGCAGGACACGUUCUACGUGAUUGAGCUGGACGCAGGCAUGCAAUCCCGGACCAAGGAGAGGCGUGUGUUCCUCUUUGAGCAAAUUGUCAUCUUCAGCGAACUGCUCAGGAAGGGCUCUGUCACCCCGGGCUACAUGUUCAAAAGGAGCAUCAAGAUGAAUCACUUGGUCCUGGAGGAGGACGUGGACCGUGACCCCUGCAAGUUUGCGCUCAUGAACAGGGAGACCUCGGAGAGGGUCAUUCUGCAGGCCGCCAACGCUGACAUCCAGCAGGCCUGGGUGCAGGACAUCAGCCAAGUCUUAGAAACACAGCGAGACUUCUUAAAUGCACUGCAGUCGCCCAUUGAGUACCAGCGGAAGGAGAGGAGCUCAGCUGUGAUGAGGGCCCCCCCUGCCAGGACUCCCCAGGCCAGCCCCCGGCCCUACUCCUCCAUCCCCGUGGGCUCUGAGAAGCCCCCAAAGGGCUCCAGCUAUAACCCCUCGCUGCCACCCCUGAAAAUAUCUACCUCCAACGGCAGUCCAGGGUUUGACUACCACCAGCCUGGAGACAAGUUUGAGACCAGCAAGCAGAGCGACCUGGGAGGCUGCAACGAGACCUCGUCCAUGGCCGUGAUCAAAGAUUACUAUGCACUGAAGGAGAACGAGAUCUGUGUGAGCCAGGGUGAGGUGGUCCAGGUCCUCGCCGUCAACCAGCAGAACAUGUGCCUGGUGUACCAGCCCGCCAGCGACCACUCGCCCGCGGCCGAGGGCUGGGUCCCGGGCAGCAUCCUGGCGCCCCUCACCAAAGCCACGGCGGCCGCAGAAAAUAGUGACGGGAGCAUCAAGAAGUCUUGUUCAUGGCAUACUCUACGCAUGAGAAAGCGGGCGGAAGUGGAGAACUCGGGUAAAAAUGAAGCCACAGGGCCUCGUAAACCCAAGGAUAUUCUGGGCCACAAAGUCUCUGUUAAAGAGACGAACAGCUCCGAGGAGUCAGAGUGUGACGAUCUUGACCCUAAUACUAGCAUGGAGAUCUUAAAUCCAAAUUUCAUCCAAGAAGUGGCCCCGGAAUUCCUGGUGCCGUUAGUGGACGUGACCUGCUUGCUUGGGGACACGGUGACGCUGCAGUGCAAAGUGUGCGGGCGACCCAAGCCCACCAUCACCUGGAAGGGGCCUGACCAGAACAUCCUUGACACUGACAGCGGCUCGGCCACAUACAGUGCCUCCUCCUGCGAGUCCGGAGAAACCACCCUGAAGAUCUGCAACUUGAUGCCUCAGGACAGCGGCAUUUACACGUGCAUAGCGGCCAACGACCACGGCACCGCCUCCACGUCCGCCACGGUGAAGGUGCAAGGCGUUCCCGCGGCCCCCAACCGCCCCAUCGCCCAGGAGAGGAGCUGCACCUCGGUGAUCCUGCGCUGGCUGCCCCCGGCCAGCACGGGCAACUGCACCAUCUCCGGCUACACCGUGGAGUACCGAGAAGAAGGUUCCCAGGCCUGGCAGCAGUCAGUGGCUUCGACCUUGGACACGUACCUCGUCAUCGAAGACCUCAGCCCCGGGAGCCCUUAUCAGUUCAGAGUCAGUGCCAGCAACCCCUGGGGGAUCAGCCUUCCCAGCGAGCCCUCAGAGUUUGUGCGGCUUCCAGAAUAUGAUGCUGCUGCUGAUGGCGCCACCAUUUCUUGGAAGGAAAAUUUUGAUUCAGCUUAUACUGAGCUGAAUGAAAUUGGCAGAGGCCGUUUCUCCAUAGUGAAGAAAUGCAUCCACAAAGCUACCCGCAAAGACGUUGCUGUGAAAUUCGUCAGCAAAAAAAUGAAGAAGAAGGAGCAGGCUGCCCAUGAGGCCGCCCUCCUCCAGCAUCUGCAGCACCCACAGUACAUCACUCUCCACGACACCUACGAGUCUCCCACGUCCUACAUCCUGAUCUUGGAACUGAUGGAUGACGGCCGGCUCCUAGACUACCUUAUGAAUCAUGACGAGCUGAUGGAAGAAAAGGUAGCCUUCUACAUCCGAGACAUCAUGGAAGCGCUGCAGUACCUUCACAACUGCAGGGUGGCCCAUUUGGACAUCAAGCCUGAAAACCUGCUCAUUGACCUGCGGAUCCCAGUGCCUCGAGUGAAGCUCAUCGACCUGGAGGAUGCUGUCCAGAUCUCAGGUCACUUCCACAUCCACCACCUGCUGGGCAACCCCGAGUUUGCCGCCCCGGAGGUGAUCCAGGGCAUCCCCGUGUCCCUGGGCACCGACAUCUGGAGCAUCGGGGUCCUGACGUACGUCAUGCUGAGCGGGGUCUCCCCGUUCCUGGACGAGAGCAAAGAAGAGACGUGCAUCAACGUGUGCCGGGUGGACUUCAGCUUCCCGCACGAGUACUUCUGCGGCGUGAGCAAUGCCGCCAGGGACUUCAUCAACGUGAUCCUGCAGGAGGACUUCCGGCGGCGGCCCACGGCGGCCACCUGCCUGCAGCACCCGUGGCUGCAGCCCCACAACGGCAGCUACUCCAAGGUCCCGCUGGACACGUCCCGCCUGGCCUGCUUCAUCGAGCGCCGCAGGCACCAGAACGACGUGCGGCCCGUCCCCAACGUCAAGAGCUACAUCGUCAACAGGGCCAACCGAGGGACGUAG
Molecule: messenger RNA, 8808 nt
Organism: Pipistrellus nathusii (Nathusius's pipistrelle)
Lineage: Eukaryota; Metazoa; Chordata; Mammalia; Chiroptera; Vespertilionidae
Source: the annotation of a GenBank genome assembly